Messenger RNA from Hemiscyllium ocellatum (epaulette shark), 3296 nucleotides. RefSeq names its product peroxisomal biogenesis factor 3 (gene pex3). Gene Ontology annotation, biological process: protein import into peroxisome membrane. Gene Ontology annotation, molecular function: protein-macromolecule adaptor activity. Gene Ontology annotation, cellular component: peroxisomal membrane. The coding region runs from base 170 to 1294 and encodes 374 amino acids. The transcript is spliced from 12 exons. The record is from RefSeq and is a predicted model, not a curated record. NCBI's taxonomy places the organism in Eukaryota, Metazoa, Chordata, Chondrichthyes, Orectolobiformes, Hemiscylliidae.
AGGGAAUCGCUGGGAGUCCCGGGAGGCGGUAAAGCCCGGAGCCUGGAGCCUGGGCCUCGGGCUCGAAGCGAAUCUCAAGGCCCCGGGCUCGGCUCAGCCUCGGCUACCGCGUGUCACCCCGCCCGGGCUGGGGCCUCGGCUCUCAGGCUUCUCUCCUCCCGCCGCCGAGAUGCUGCGGUCCGUCUGGAGCUUCGUCAAACGCCACAAAAGGAAAUUCCUCUUCACCGGAGCCGUGCUGGGAGGUGUGUACUUGCUAGGGAAGUAUGCUCAAAAGAAGCUCCGGGAUCUACAGGAGCGAGAAGCAGCUGAGUACAUCGCACAGGCGCGACGGCUGUGUCAUUUUGAGAGUAACCAACGGACUUGUAACAUGACUGUGCUAUCAAUGUUGCCAACCCUGAGGGAAGCAAUUGUGCAGCAGCUGAAUUCAGAAAGUCUGACUGGCCUGCUGAAAAACAGACCUGCCAACAAGUUGGAGAUAUGGGAGGAUCUCAGGAUCAUAAGUUUCAGCAGGAGCAUUGUAGCUGUGUAUAGCACCUGCAUGCUGGUGGUCCUCUUACGAGUUCAAUUAAAUAUCAUUGGAGGAUAUAUCUAUCUGGACAAUGCCGCAGUUGGCAAGAAUGGCACUGCUCCUUUAGCUCCCCCUGAGGUACAGCAGCAGUACCUGUCGAGUAUACAACACCUCCUUGGAGAUGGUUUGAGUGAACUAAUUACAGUGGUGAAGAAAGCUGUGCAGACUGUGAUUGGAAGUGUGUCGCUGAAGCAAUGUGUGUCACUGCAGGAGCUGGAACGGUAUCUGGGUGAGAUUCGACAGCUGGUGGAGCACCACAGUCAGUCCGGUCAGCGAGAGGCCGACACCAGCAAGUCCCCACUGUGUUCGUAUUUAAUUCCCAAUGAAGAGAGCACAUUAGCCUCCCAGGCCUGUGGUUUGACAGAGAAAGAUGUAACCACAUUGAAGUUGCUAAAUGAAACCAGAGAUAUGCUGGAAAGUCCGGACUUCAACACGGUUUUAAAUUCCUGCUUGAAUCGGGGAUUUAGCCGACUGCUCGACAACAUAGCAGAAUUCUUCAAGCCAACAGAAGAAGAACUGACGCAAAAUGGAAAGGUCAACAGUUUGUCCAACAUUAGACUUCCCCUCGCUAAAAUCAUCCCGAUUAUAAACGGGCAGAUACAUUCAACCUGCAGCGAGACAUCCAGCCAUUUUGUUCAGGACCUGCUGCUGAUGGACCAGGUGAAGGACUUUGCUGCCAACGUCUACGAAGCAUUCAGCUCCCCUCCUCAGCAACUCGAGAAGUGACCCUCAGCCAGCAAUUCUCAGCACAAUGAGGGGCACUCCAGACCGAUCUCAUUCCCCCCACGUUUCCUGAGAUGGCAUGAAGUGCUUCCUCUCAGUCCUGCAACGCUCUGGUGAUGGAGGUGCCAGUGCCUGUAUUUGCCACCUUGUCACUCGUGGCUAUGUGACUUUAACCGUCUCUGAAUCUUUACAGACAUGAUUACAUUAAUCUGCCUGUAAUUAUUUUGUAUCAUACUGUUAUUUGUAUCAUUGUAUUGUAGAUUAUAAUGUGUGCAUCUGGAUUCAGGAUUCUUCAGGUAGUGUGGGUAAAUAUUUUUACUGCAGGAAAUUCCAGUUCAGAUUCUAACUAAUUAUGUGAACAGUAAUAUAUGUUGCCAGCUGGCAUCUCUUUCCGGAAUGUUAAUAGUUUGAUUUUUUUUGCCCACAAACUUCCUUGUUUUAGUAGUAUAUAGUAUUAAAACAAUGAACAAUAAGGCCAUUUUGUUGAUCAAGUCGCAUCAUUACAAAAAUGGAGGUGGUAACGUGUUCAGGGAAUAAAACAUACUAAAUAUUUUAUGAAACUUAUUGUUGUGGAUGUUGCUGGUAAAACCAGAAUCUAUUGCCCAUCCUAAUAGUUUGUGGUGAACUUUUGUAGAACAGUUUGCGUUAGCUGAGCGAUUUACUUAAGAAAGCAGUUAAACGUUAGCCAGGAUGGAAUGGGAAUUGUCAAAUUGUCAAAUAGGUCUUUUCCCUGAGGUGGGGGGGGUCCAAACUCAGAGGGCAUAGGUUUAAGGUGAGAGGGGAAAGAUUUAAAAGGCGCCGAGGGGCAAUCUUUUUUCAUGCAGAGGGUGAUGGUGCGUGUAUGAAAUGAGCUGUUAGAGGAAGUGCUGGAGACUGGUACAAUAACAACAUUUAAAAGUGGUCUGGAUGGCUGUAUGUAUAGGAAGGGUUUAGAGGAAUAUGGGCCAAAUGUUGGUAAAUGGGACUGGACUUAUUUAGGAUACCUAGUUGACAUGGGCAAGUUGGACCAAAGUUGUUCCUGUGUUGUAUAUUCUCUAUGUCUCUAUAUAGGCCAGAUUAGGUCAAACGGUAUUUGCUUCGCCAAAGAACACUAUUUAGCCAGUUAGGUUUUUACUGGAGUCCAUCAACUUCAAGGUCAUUUAUUCAAAUUCAGUUUGAUUUAUUGAUCUGGCAUGAACUCGGGCUGGUCUGUUCGAUUAUAAUUUACAGCUCUGAAUCAUGUGUACAAUGUUUUGUCACCAUUAUUCUGGAUGGAGGGGUUGUCUUAUGAGGGAAGGCUAAAUAGUUUGGGGCUCUGCACUCCAGAAUUUAGAAGAUUGGGAGAUGAUCUCAUUAAAGAAUGGGAAGUGAUUUCAUUGAAGUAUUUAGCAUUCUUAAAAAGCUUGAUGUUGGGCGGACGUUUCCCCUCAUGGGACAGUUUGAUGAGUGGGCAUUGUCUCAGAGUAAAGGGACUCCAAUUUAAAAUUCAGAUGAGACAAAAUUUCUUCUCUGAGAGGAUUGAGGGGUUUUGGAGCUCCUUGCCGCAGAGAGAGUUGUGGGGGCAGAGUCCUUGUGUGUAUUGAAAUCCGAGAUAGAUUCCUGAUCAGUCGGAGAAUCAAGGGUUACAGGAAAAGGAAUGUCAGAUUAGCCACAAUCCUAUUGAGUGGCAGAGCAGAUGUGAGGGGCUGAAAUGCCUACUUCUGUACCUCUUUCUUAUGGCUUCUGUACCCCUCAUCCAAGAUGUUCAAAAAAAUGGUCACUAAGGCUUAAAUAUAGUGAAGGUUUUAAAAGGGUGCAAAUUUUAAAAAGGCGAAGCCCAUGGGGUUAUGGACCAGAACAGACCCCUCAAAAUAUUUUAGGAAAGUAGCCUAGAUCCUAACUUUUUCUUAUUUUAAAGAUGAAUGUACAACGUCUGUUCCAUGUGCGACUGGUCAAACUACAUGAUAUUAAGCAAAACAAUUUAUUUUAAACACUUAUUUUAACUAUGCAAAAGAAAGAAUUUGAAUAACUUUAUUGGAAACUUUAC